Molecule: messenger RNA, 1923 nt
Organism: Endocarpon pusillum Z07020
Lineage: Eukaryota; Fungi; Ascomycota; Eurotiomycetes; Verrucariales; Verrucariaceae
Exons: 1
Coding region: 1-1923 (640 amino acids)
Biological process (GO): telomere capping; regulation of telomere maintenance via telomerase
Cellular component (GO): nuclear telomere cap complex; chromosome, telomeric region
Molecular function (GO): telomerase inhibitor activity; G-rich strand telomeric DNA binding
Source: RefSeq, a predicted model, not a curated record
AUGAAACCUCCGACUGGCUUCGAAGAGCUUGCCUCGGUCGCUGAAAAGGGUGCUGGAAGUGAAUUUUGUGCUGUCGGAGUGGUCGCUGAUUUCCUGCCACCUACCAAGAGCAGGGGGCAAGAUUAUGUUAUCACCUUCACCUUGACAGAUCGAUCGUGGUUUCAAGGGGAAGGUCUGAAGUGUCGCUUCUUUGGCCGCACCGAAGACAAACUCCCUAACAUAAUUUCCAAGGGUGAUGUCGUUGUGCUCCGUUCUACCAAAUUAAGGCAAUACAAUGGGCAACUGAUGGCAUUAUCAAGUUUUCAGUCCUCAUGGCUUGUCUUCCAUCAGCAGGACAUUCCCCUCAAUGACACAGAAGUGAAUGGAGUCCUUCCCUUCUCCAAAAUGUCAGAUCAAACCCCGUCACCUGGCAAGGAUAUCAUUGAUUAUGCUGUAGAAAUCUGCAAUUUCUUGGAUCGCAGUACAUUUGGCGAGCCUGCUCCAGUGACAUCUUUGCAAGCGAGCAGUCUCAUGGGCUCGAACGGGGCCGCCCCUUCGCCAGCCCCAAAGAAAUUUCAGCUGAUCCAAGACCUAACUUUGCCCAGAACCACAAGGGACCUCAAGUUUGCUGAUCUCCUGGGCGAAGUGCGCAAAGUCUACAUGAACGAUUUUCGCGUUGAGCUCAGCAUAACGGACUAUACCUCGCACGAGUCUCUCUACAAUUAUGCCCAUACAUUGGAUGAUGAACAGGGCAGGGAUGGUGAUGAGUUCAACUAUAUACCAGGACAAAAACCCUGGUCAGGGCCAUGGGGCAAAAUGAGCAUGGUGGUGACCGCAUGGGAUUCGCAUGCCAACUUUGCCAGGAAAAAUGUUGGCCUCGGUAACAUUGUCUUUCUACGCAAUGUGCAGAUCAGUCUGGACAGAGAAGGUGACAGAAUGGAGGGAAAUCUGCGAGGCGAUAGAUAUCAUCCUGAUAGGAUCGGCAUCAGCAUUUGCAAGCCUCGGCAAGCACAAGACGAUGAUCGAAUCAAAGCACUCCUUAAGCGAAAGCGAGAUUAUGAAGCAGACCUCAAACUCCAUGGUAUCAGGGGUAUGGAAGAAUCAAACAAGCCCAAAGAUGAAGCAGUUCAGCAGCCAGCAAAGCAACCAGAGCUCACAGCGAGAGAAAAGAAAAAGCAAAGGCAAAAAGAGAGGAGAAAAGCGAAGCAAAAAGAAGCUCAAAAAGCAAGAGCCAAUACAUCAAAGUCAGCAAGCGAAUCCCUCAACCCUAAUAUCCGCACCAACAAAGUCCCCGAAACCAUCACCCCGGUCAAAAUCUCCGAAAUCACAGACCCCUCCGUUCUUCAUGGCGAUUUCACCACCCCGGCCGGCAACCCCUUCACCGUCCCCUUCAAAAACAACCUCUACCACCUCAACCGCAUCCGCGUCAUCGACUUCCACCCACCCAACAUCGCCGACUUCGCCGCCCCGCACAAAAGAAGCGAUUACGAAUGCCUCUCCGACUACGAAAGCGACUCAGACAUCUCCAUGGACCUGACCGACCCCCACGGCGCCGAGGUAGAAUGGGAAUGGCGGUUCGAGCUUCUCGUCGAAGAUGCCAGCUCACCCGCUCCCCAGGAGUCAGGGAGGAUGAAGCUGCUUGUCGCAGGCCCGGACGCGGAUUUUUUGCUUCGGAGCAUCAGAGCCACGAACCUGAGGGAGGAUGAGAAGAGCCUGGCGAAAUUGAAGGAGAAGCUCUUCCUGCUGUGGGGGGAUCUGCAGGAGCGGAAGGAGGAAGAGGAGGGAGAAAAGGAGGCAAAGGAGGAAGGGGUGGUGGAGGGGCGGCUGGAGCCUUCGGGAAGGCCGUUUGAGUGUCUGGUCAAGGAGUACGGCGUGCAGGCCCGUCACGAUGGGGCGUGGGAGAGGGUGUUUGCGCUGUUUGGGACCAGUAUUGUGAGCGAUUAA